This is a messenger RNA of Musa acuminata subsp. malaccensis (wild Malaysian banana), 1118 nucleotides long. Its product is annotated as LOB domain-containing protein 16. Gene Ontology annotation, cellular component: nucleus. NCBI's taxonomy places the organism in Eukaryota, Viridiplantae, Streptophyta, Magnoliopsida, Zingiberales, Musaceae. Gene Ontology annotation, biological process: hormone-mediated signaling pathway; positive regulation of DNA-templated transcription. The record is from RefSeq and is a predicted model, not a curated record.
CCAAAAAGGUUUUCUGGUUUUUCUGGGUUCACCCAUCUUAGCCACGCUUCUACGCAAUAUCUUCUUGGCAAGACAUCCUCAAUCGGCCACCCUUCUCCGACACACCAUUAAUUCCUGUCUGCUUUGAACCCUACACCCCUCCUUUCCCGUGUCUCCCUCUGCCGCUCCUCUCUCUCUCUCUCUCUCGUCUGCUCCUACAAAUCCUUCGCGCUCUCUCUCUCCGUGACUGUGCGCUAGCUAGGCUGCUGGGUUAUGGCUUCCGGCACCGGCUCUCCGUGCGGCGCGUGCAAGUUCCUGCGUCGGAAGUGCGCGAGCGACUGCGUGUUCGCGCCCUACUUCAGCUCGGAGCAGGGGGCGGUGCGGUUUGCGGCCAUCCACAAGGUGUUCGGCGCCAGCAACGCGGCCAAGCUGCUGCUUCACGUGCCGCAGGCCGACCGGUGCGAGGCGGCCGUGGCCAUCGCUUACGAGGCUCAGGCCAGACUCAAGGAUCCUGUGUACGGCUGCGUAGGGCACAUCUUCGCCCUGCAACAACAGGUUACUACCUUGCAGCUGCAGCUGAUGCUUGUCAAGGCGCAGAUAGCCCAACGCUUGGUUACUUCACAGCCUUCAGGGAGCCAAUGGCAAGGAAAUGAUGACGGCAACCCUUUUCUCCAACCAUAUUCUUCUUGGGAAUCCAUGUCUUCUUCUCAGAGUUCCCGUAACUUCAUCAAUCAAGAUUCUACUAGACUUUUACCGAAGCAUGAUGCUGUCUUCAAGGAGGAUCUCUCCGUAGGUGGCAGUAGCAGCAAGAUGUGGGCGACACAUGCCGAAGUGGGGGAGCUUCAAGAUUUGGCUUUCAGAAUGGCAGGCAACUUGUGAUGUUGAUACCAAUUAUUUAUGAUUUAGUCGAGCUAUCGAAGAAACAAAAGGGGACGGAUGACUAUGUUCAGAAGAUGUUUCAUCUCUAAAUUCUUGAUAUUAAGUUUAAUUAGAUUCCUUCGGUUGGUAUGUUUAUAUGCUAAUGAAGCAGUCAUAAGUAACGAAGGCAACAAACCGAAGCUAACUAUUGAUCUUUGAGGUAAGAACUUGUCGACAAGACUUGUUGCUCGAGAGGUGAAUAUGAAAACACUUGAAUUGUA